AUGGCGACAACAUCACCUCAUUAUUUACAAUCACACUACAUUAAUCCAGCGAGUCUAAUGGAGCUCAAAGUGCUCAGCCAAGUCGUGACGCAAAUGCAACAACAAGGCAAUGUCAAGGGCAGUAUUCCGUACCUCGCCAAAAUCUGUCAAAUUGUCGACAAUCAACAGACACAAGACAAGAAAAAAACAGCACUCGACCCCGUACGAGCCCAAGCUCACGCACAACUUGCGGACGCGUAUUUCAAAACCCAACAAUGGGUCCAAUGUGAAGCAUCAUUGACUUUGGCUGUCAAGAUAUGGGAAAAAGAUCGCGACAGCAAUGCGACCUCGCUUGCUCAUGCCUAUGAUCAGUUAAUACCUUGUUAUGAGACUUUGGGCAAGCAAAAAAUGGCUGAAUACAUGGAGCAACGAAAAGCCAAGUUGAUGGUUGCAUCAUCAUCAUCAUCACCACCACCGGAACCUUCUACAUCCUCAUGA
This is a messenger RNA of Zychaea mexicana, 477 nucleotides long. RefSeq lists its product as uncharacterized. Bases 1 to 477 code for a protein of 158 amino acids. NCBI's taxonomy places the organism in Eukaryota, Fungi, Mucoromycota, Mucoromycetes, Mucorales, Lichtheimiaceae. The record is from RefSeq and is a predicted model, not a curated record. Gene Ontology annotation, molecular function: protein binding. The transcript has a single exon.